Messenger RNA from Chinchilla lanigera (long-tailed chinchilla), 1584 nucleotides. RefSeq names its product tetratricopeptide repeat domain 9C (gene Ttc9c). Lineage: Eukaryota; Metazoa; Chordata; Mammalia; Rodentia; Chinchillidae. Gene Ontology annotation, molecular function: protein binding. The record is from RefSeq and is a predicted model, not a curated record.
AAGCCGGAGGGAAACUGUAUCUAACAUGAAAACUCACUAAUACUUGUUUAUGUGACUUGUUGGCAAAAGGGCCCUUCAGAACCCAAAAAUACAGUAAUAUCUUCUCUUUUUCUCAACGCUUCAACUUCUACCCAGCAACAGACGCCCGGACCCCGCCUUUCAUCCCUGUCAUUGGCCAGCUUGAGUUGCCAUCUUCCGCUCCGAUUGGUCAACCUUGAUCGGCCGGAUUUUUCUAAUUGGCGAGGCAGUCCUCUGGGAAGCUAAUCGUUCCUGCGGGAGUGCCUCGCAGCGCCGCCUCUGAUUGGUCACGGUGGCGCAGUGCGCGGGACCCUUUAGUUACACUGCCGGAGGGGACCGAUCGGCCCAUGCUGCGCCCAGAAGACGCAGUCCCGAGGGGACUUCCGGGCUCGGGCUCUGCUCAGGCAGGAAGGGGCGGGCGCUGGCGAGCUCGGAACAGGGUUCCUGUGACUGUGCUCCGUCUGGUCUCACAAAAAAUAAAACAGCUGGGGUGUAGCUCCGUGCGAAGGCCCUGGUUCCGUGCUCGGUGCCGGCGGGGGAAAGAAAGGACCUAGAAGAGUCGGGACGCGGAGCCCCGCGCUCCCCUGCGUCGCCCGGAGCCGCCUCGCGGUUCCCAUGGAGGCGCGGUUGCAGGAGGCGCAGCUGCUGAAGGAGCAGGGCAACCAGCGCUACCGCGAGGGCCGCUUCCGCGCCGCCGCCGGCAGGUACCACCGCGCGCUGCUGCAGCUGCGGGGUCUGGAGCCCUGCCCGGCGCCCGCGCCCGUGCCCCCUGCCUCCUGCAGAUGGAGCCGGUGAACUACGAGCGGGUGCGGGAGUACAGUCAGAAGGUCCUGCGGCGGCAGCCGGACAACGCCAAAGCCCUGUACCGCGCGGGAGUGGCCUUUUUCCACCUACAGGACUACGAGCAGGCGCAGCGCCACCUGCUGGCGGCUGUGCACAGACAGCCCAAAGACGCCAACGUCCGGAGAUACCUGCAGCUGACGCAGUCCGAGCUCAGCAGCUACCACAGGAAGCAGAAGCAGCUGUACCUGGGCAUGUUUGGCUGACAGGGAGCACUUUGCUCCCAGCGCGGCUCAGGUGGAGGAGAGCCCCAAGCGGGAGUGAGGAGGCCCCUGCCUCCUGUUCUGUGUUCCGCACGGACUCUACCACUCGCACCUUCCCCGUCUGUGUCCCUCUGGCUUCUGGUACCUGUCCUUGCGGAGAUCUUUGCCAUGAGAGCUGCACCAGGAAGCGCUGGUCAGCUACGGUGGGGUCCAUGGUGUUUCUGCCUGGGCUGGUUGACAGCUGUCGUCGGCUGUGUGCACACCGCACACCUGCGAGGGUGCGCCCAGGAGGAGCGUGUUCUUCCCUUUUCUCAGACCUCUCCCCAAACCAGGAAAUACAUCGUAUUUAAAUGAAAGAUGCGGAAUUAUCACUUGUGUCUAAAUGAAUUCCAUGUUCUCCGUAAUGUUUCACACAUAUUCAGAUUCUUUUUCCCUACAAAAGUAUCUGCUUUCUCUUUUUUCCCUCCUGGUAAUUUCUAGUCCUUGCUAUUAAUCAUUAAUAAAGAAUACUUAUUUUUUUUAA